Molecule: messenger RNA, 5394 nt
Organism: Sphenostylis stenocarpa
Lineage: Eukaryota; Viridiplantae; Streptophyta; Magnoliopsida; Fabales; Fabaceae
Source: the annotation of a GenBank genome assembly
AUGGGUAUAGGACCCAUUGUCAUCUCUGUUGAUGCAUUUGCGACUACUUAUUUCCAGUUUCAUAUGCAUUUAGAGUGGGUCUCCUUGCUUGCCCUUUCCUUUUGGAGCUUCCAUUUUGCAAGCUUAUGUGCAUUUGGGCUACUUGCUUAUGUCGGAUACAUUGUUUAUGCCUUUCCUUCCUUAUUUCGACAUGAAAAUUUGGGAGAUGGUAAUCUUGUGAACAAUUCAGUUUUCCUUUGCUUGUCUGAUGAGGGUGGGCAAUCUUCAAAUGACUAUUCCUCUGUGAAAGUGGAGGGAGAGACUAAGGUAUUGAUUGUUGCAACAAUAGCAUGGGGACUGCGAAAAUGCUCUCGACCUAUCAUGCUGGCGUUGAUCUUUCUCAUUGCUAUAAAACCUGGUUUCAUCCAUGCUGUAUAUAUGAUAUUCUUUCUGAUGUACCUUUUGAGUCACAAUGUCAGUCGAAAGAUAAGACAGGCUCUGAUUCUCCUAUGUGAGAUUCAUUUUUCACUGUUGUAUGUUCUUCAAAUUAAUUUGAUCUCAACUGCACUGGAGAAAAAGGGCUCUUUUAGUAUGGAAGUUGUAAUGCAAUUAGGUCUCCGUGAAGAAGAUAGUGCCUGGGAUUUCUUGGAAGUAGCUUUACUUGCAUGCUUCUGUGCAAUUCAUAACUACGGUUUUGAGAUGUUAUUUUCAUUUUCAGCAAUCAUACAGCAUGCCCCUAGCCCGCCUAUUGGAUUUGGCAUCUUGAAAGCUGGUCUUAACAAAUCUGUUCUAUUAUCUGUAUAUUCUUCCUCCUCUGUGAGAAACAGUGAUGAAAGUUUCUGUCAUGAAAGAAGAAUAGCAUCAUACCUGAGUUCAAUUGGGCAGAAGUUCCUAUCUAUAUACCGAUCGUGUGGUACUUACAUUGCUUUUCUGACUAUUAUUCUCUCUGUAUACAUGGUGAGACCUAAUUACAUAUCAUUUGGUUAUGUAUUCCUUCUCCUUCUUUGGAUUAUUGGAAGACAACUUGUUGAGAGAACAAAAAGACAGCUUUGGUUUCCAUUGAAACUGUAUGCAAUUUUGGUGUUUAUUUUCAUCUAUAGCUUGUGCAGCUUCUCAAGCCUAGAGAUGUGGUUAUCCAAAUUAAUAGAUCUCUACUUUUAUAUGGGAUAUGACUCGAAAGCAUCUUCUUUUGACAAUGUUUGGGAAUCUCUGGCAGUCUUAAUUGCUAUGCAACUUUAUAGCUACGAGAGGAGGCAGAACAAGCAGAACAGGCAGGAUCACUUGGAUCAGUUAGAGCCAGGGGCACUAGGGUUUAUCAGGAGAUUUAUUAUCUGGCACAGCCAGAAGAUCUUGUUCAUUGCUCUGUUUUAUGCAUCUUUAAACCCAAUUAGUGCAUUUGGUUUCUUGUAUUUGAUUGGCCUCGUCAUCUGCUCCAUUUUACCAAAAACUUCAACUAUCCCAUCCAAAUCAUUCUUAGCUUACACAGGUUUUCUGGUGACAGCUGAAUAUCUUUUUCAGUUGUUGGGCGAAGAGGCUAAAAUGUUUCCUGGGCAGAAGUAUUCUGAUAUAUCUCUCUUUUUGGGAUUCCAUGUGUUCCUGCCUAGCUUUUGGGGUCUAGAAUAUGGAUUGAGGGCAAAAGUGCUUGUGAUUGUGGCUUGUACACUUCAAUACAAUGUCUUCCGUUGGCUGGAGAGGAUGCCAAAUGAAGUUCUUAGCAGAGGACAAUGGGAAGAACCUUGUCCUUUGUUUGUUCCCUCAGAAGAUGCAUUCAUUGAUGAUGCUAUGUGCAAUGAGGAAAGUAAACCAUCAUAUAAUUCACAUGCUCCAUCUGCAGUAAAAGAAGAGGUGUCAGACAAGUCACUGCAAAUUAGUACCUCUGGUCUUUCUCAAACACCUGAUACUCCAUCCUCUAAAGCAGGAGAUUCUGACAGUAACUGUAAAAGAUAUUCAUUUGGGUUUAUUUGGGGAAGUUCCAAGGAGAGUCACAAGUGGAACAAGAAACGGAUUGUUUCUUUGAGAAAGGAGCGAUUUGAAACACAGAAAACUGUCUUAAAAAUAUAUUUGAAGUUUUGGAUUGAGAAUAUAUUUAAUUUAUUUGGACUUGAGAUAAACAUGAUAUCAUUACUUCUGGUAAGCUUUGCCUUGUUGAAUGCCUUAUCCAUGCUGUACAUUGCACUGCUUGCUGCUUGUAUUCUUCUGAAUCGGAAAAUUGUACGCAAAAUGAGAUUCGUUGCCAUGACUGCUGGAAAACUUCAACUCUGUAUUUCCAUUAUUGUGAAAAGUGUUGGUUCGAUACUUGAGAUAUCUAGUCAUUUUCUUCCUAUAUGGAGCAUUGCCCUCUUUGGACUUAUUGUUGACGAUCCCAGGAUGUUGAUUAGCUACUUUGUGGUAUUCAUGCUGGCUUGCUUCAAACUUCGUGCAGAUCGCUUGCCUAGCUUUUCAGGAUCAUCAACAUAUCGUCAGAUUAUGUCUCAACGUAGGAACACAUUUGUUUGGCGAGAUCUAUCUUUUGAAACUAAAAGCAUGUGGACCUUUCUUGACUAUUUGAGGCUUUACUGUUAUUGCCAUCUUCUUGAUCUUGUGCUGAUAUUAAUAUUGAUAACUGGAACUCUUGAGUACGACAUUUUGCAUCUUGGUUAUCUUGCCUUUGCUCUGGUAUUCUUUCGCAUGAGAUUUGAAAUACUGAAGAAGAAGAACAGAUUAUUCAAGUUCUUGCGCAUUUACAACUUCACUGUUAUUAUAAUUUCUCUUGCUUAUCAGUCUCCUUUUAUUGGGGGACCAGGUGCUGGAAAGGGUCAGACAGUGAAUAACAUUUAUGAAAUGAUUGGUUUUUAUAAAUAUGAUUAUGGUUUUCGGAUUACAGCCAGAUCUGCAAUUGUAGAGAUUAUCAUUUUUGUGCUUGUCUCCCUUCAGUCUUAUAUGUUUUCCUCACAAGAUUUUGAUUAUGUAUGUCGCUACCUGGAAGCAGAGCAAAUUGGGGCUAUUGUGCGUGAACAAGAGAAAAGAGCAGCAUGGAAAAAUGCACAAUUACAACAAAAUCGUGAAAGUGAGGAGAAAAAAAGACAGCGUAAUUUGCAGGUGGAGAAGAUGAAAUCUGAAAUGCUUAACCUGCAAAUACAACUCCAAAGCAUGAACACAUCCACUAAUUGUAUUGAUGGAUUUUCUCACAGUGGUGAGGGUCUGAGAAGGAGAAGGAGUGUUUCUCUCACAUCAAAUAUUGACAUUGGAAUCCCUGACAAAGAAGACCAGGUUCUGGGGAGAUUAGAUCAUACAAUAAGAGAGGAUUCUAUUCAUCCUAUUGACCUGCACGAACCAUCUGCUUGUACAAAUAUGGAAACUCCAUUAACGGAGGAGUACAUGAAGCAUUCAGUUGAUUGUGAAAUUACUGAAAUAGAUAUUGAUACAGCUUCUAGUGAUUCAGGAAAGAAGGAAAAAGUUAAAGGGCAACCAAAAGAGAACCCUCUCAAGUCUGCUGUACAAUUGAUAGGUGAUGGUGUUUCCCAGGUACAGUUCAUUGGAAAUCAGGCAGUCAAUAACUUAGUGAGCUUUCUGAAUAUUUCACAAGAAGAUUUUGAUUCAAAUGAGCACACAAACAUUGAGGAUAGGAUCUAUGAUGAGAUGGAGAGUCAGAAAACUCGGCACAUAUAUAUGGAUCGUUCUUCAUCUAUGCAAUCUGAUAAGAGUUCUUCUGAUGGUGCAAGUCUGCAGCUGGGAAGAAUCUUUCGUUAUAUAUGGUAUCAGAUGCGUUCCAAUAAUGAUGUUGUAUGUUACUGUUCCUUUGUUCUUGUGUUCUUAUGGAAUUUCAGUUUGCUAUCAAUGGUGUAUAUCGGGGCUCUCUUUUUGUAUGCUUUAUGUGUACAUACAGGUCCAAGUUACAUCUUCUGGAUUAUCAUGCUGAUAUAUACAGAACUCUAUAUUUUACUUCAGUACCUGUACCAAAUUAUCAUCCAGCACUGUGGGUUGACUAUUAAUCCUUACCUAUUACAAGAAUUAGGUUUUCCAAUAAACAAAAUCACUUCUUCAUUUGUUGUCAGUUCAUUACCUCUAUUUCUUGUGUAUUUAUUUACCCUCAUUCAAAGCUCCAUAACACCUAAAGAUGAUGAAUGGAUGUCUUCCACUGACUUCAAGUAUAAGAGGAAUGAUCUUCAUGCAAAAAAUGAUCCCACUAGUUAUAACUGGCGAGAUAGAGCAUUGAAUCUGCUAAAUCAGAUGAUUAACAUGGUAAAACUGGUAAUCAGAAGCUUUUUUAGGUACUGGAAAUCACUCACACAGGGAGCCGAAUCACCACCUUAUUUUGUUCAGGUUUCUAUGGAUGUCAACUUCUGGCCAGAGGAUGGGAUUCAACCAGAGAGAAUUGAAUCUGGAAUUAACCAGGUGCUCAGAAUUGUUCAUAAAGAUAACUGCAAGGAAAAGAAUUCAAAUCAUUGCUCUUUUUCUAGUAGGGUUAAUGUUCAAAGCAUUGAAAGAAGUCAAGAAAAACCCAAUGUUGCCUUGGUUGUUUUUGAAGUUGUGUAUGCUUCGCCUGUAACUGACAGCUCUUCCACAGAAUGGAAUAAGUCUUUAACUCCAGCAGCUGAUGUCGCCAAGGAAAUCCUCAAAGCUCAGCGUUCUGGUUUGGUGGAAGAAGUGGGAUUCCCUUACCGUAUUCUUUCUGUAACUGGUGGAGGCAAGAGAGAAAUUGAUCUGUAUGCCUACAUAUUUUGUGCAGAUUUGAUUGUAUUCUUUCUUGUUGCCAUCUUCUACCAGUCUGUCAUAAAAAAUAAAAGUGAGUUUCUCGACGUGUAUCAGCUUGAAGACCAGUUUCCAAAAGAAUAUGUCUUUAUGUUGAUGCUUAAACUUCUGGGAUUCUUGGUUCGUGAUGUUUACAUUGCCAAGAAAUUGGUCGGAACCUCUCAACAAUUCACAGAGUAUGAUUGGCAAUUGGAGCCAUCCCAACAACGUACAGCUCAGUUUGCUCUCCGUGCCAUAUUUCUUGCUAAGGCUAUUUCUCUAGGACUGCAGGCUGUACAAAUUCAAUAUGGCAUUCCUAAUAAAAGCACAUUGUAUAGGCAAUUUUUGACCAGUGAAGUUUCAAGAAUUAAUUAUUUAGGAUAUAGACUUUAUCGUGCACUGCCAUUCCUUUAUGAAUUACGAUGUGUUCUUGACUGGUCAUGCACAACUACAUCCCUGACCAUGUAUGACUGGCUAAAGUGCAUAUUAGUGGUGAGUGCACUGCCCUCCCGGCCCCCUCUCCCCCCUCGAGGACCUCGUCGCGGAGCACCUUUAGUGCCCAUGAUGUCACUAUUUUUGGCUGAAAUCACUCCCAAAGCAGGGUCCGAAACCUCUCCUGGUGAAUCCCCUUGGAUCAUUUGUCAACUAAUACAACAAAUUAUUGUCGUUGUGCCUCUUGUCAACCAACACGCCUGCAACUUUUAG